Molecule: messenger RNA, 1074 nt
Organism: Planococcus citri (citrus mealybug)
Lineage: Eukaryota; Metazoa; Arthropoda; Insecta; Hemiptera; Pseudococcidae
Product: lysophospholipase-like protein 1
Exons: 8
Coding region: 141-1001 (286 amino acids)
Biological process (GO): protein depalmitoylation
Cellular component (GO): cytoplasm
Molecular function (GO): palmitoyl-(protein) hydrolase activity; carboxylic ester hydrolase activity
Source: RefSeq, a predicted model, not a curated record
AUAAGCAAAAGCCACUAUCUAUUCAGUUUGUCCUUAUCGAUCAAGUCAUUCGCUAAUUUCAUGACAGAAAUGCGAAGCUCGAAUGGAAUUCCAUUAUUUACCACAUAAAUUUCCACCUUCCACCCGAACUUUCCAUCUUGAUGGCUUCGUCGCUUAAAAUUUCAUUUACUUGGAUAGUAACGUUGUUGGAAAUUUCAUGGCUAAUUACGAAUAGUCGAGCGCAGUUCAGAAAAUACGUAACUUUGGAUCACCGGGAUGUGAUUAAUGCCACAAGGGAGCAUUAUGGGACGGUGUUUUUCUUACACGCGGCAGCUGAUGCCGGAGAAGAUUGCAUGAAUCAAGUCGGUUAUGCUAUUCCUGAAUUAAGUUUUCCUCAUGUUAAAGUUGUGUUUCCAACCGCGCCCAUGGAUAUUUAUAAUGGUUUCGAUGGCGACCAUUGCCACAUAUGGUUUAACCGCUACAGAAUCGUAUAUAAAACAUUCGAAGAUGAUAAAUCGAUCGAACGAACGUACAGAUCAUUCAAAGAUCUUAUCGAUGCCGAAGUUCAAAAAGGAAUACCAUUGAAUCGAAUCAUCGUUGGUGGAUUCGGUAUGGGUGGAUCGUUCGCAAUGCACGUCGGUUACAAAUAUAACAUGGAUAUCGCCGGAGUCUUCGCCAUGGGUACAUUUCUCACUCUGAAUUCAACUGUUUACAAGACAUUAGACGAUCGACCAGUAUACCAAAGACUACCCCGUCUACUGAUGACACACGGCGAAGCGGAUACAGAAAUACCUUUCACUUGGGGGCAUUCUACUUUUGUGAAUUUACACGACCACGGUGUCAGAGGGAAUCUGUAUCAUGAACAACUUGGUCUUCACGAGAUAUCUCCCAAGCAAGUGCAAGCAGUUAUUAAAUUCAUCAAGCAGACUAUCCCAGAUCCUAAUCCCGAUCCAAAAACUACCACUACCGAAGAAAAUUCGCAAUUUAUGGUUCCCAGUAUGGAAGACGACGAUAUAUGGUGAACAAUCCCAAAUCGAUGAAACAAUUGGAUAUUUUUAUCAAUUUUUUUCGUAAAUUUAUUAUCAUCAAAUUUUU